Sclerotinia borealis F-4128 is the source of this 2214-nucleotide messenger RNA. Lineage: Eukaryota; Fungi; Ascomycota; Leotiomycetes; Helotiales; Sclerotiniaceae. The record is from the annotation of a GenBank genome assembly.
AUGGUGGCCGACGAUGCCUACGAGAUCUGCCUCCCCAUCCUCGAAGAUGCUACCCUCGAGGACGAGGACAAAACCGACAAGCUGGAGGAUCUACUCAAGAAUGAAACUACAAUGACAGGAGCUGUGCUCGAGAAUGCUGUAUUGGAUGUAUUAUGGCGAUAUCGCGAAAGCGCUGCGAACGCUAACUCACCACCGGCAAUGCGACAUACUGUCCUUCGUCGACCAUCCCCUGCUCCAUGGCAGAUCCCACGUGUCGGAACACCAGUGACUUCAUCCCCUCGUCUUGGAGUCAGUCCUCUCGCUCCCCAUGGGUUUAUGCCACAAUCCUUCUCUCGCACCAGGUCUAUACAAGGCUCCCCUUUCACCUCACCGCGACCCUCCCCGCGACUCGCGUUCUCCAGCCCUGCGAUCCCUCAUAGCCCAAACCUGAACGCAUACGAGUUUCCGAUUGAUACUAGCCCUACACAAGACAUAUAUGGAGACUAUGGAAGUGAAAAUGUAGAUUGGCUUGUGAAUGAUGAUGCUGUCAGUAUUACAUCAUCGUCUGUCGGAGGAAGUGGCCUCAACGCUGCCGCUGCCGAAUACAUCUCUCCCCAGCAAAACGAUAUGAGCUCUCAUGAUAUGUUACGGUCAAUUUUUGGUCCUUCAAAAACGGUCGAGGAGAUUGAAGCUGCCCUUGCUUUGCACGGAUACGAUUUGAGCGCUACCAUUGCUGCUUUCAUGGAUAGUCAGUCGGGUGAUGCUACGGUACAAGCAGAGGGAGAGGGCACCAAAGCUAUCCUGAUUGGUAAAUCUAUGGCAGCGGACGUGCCUCGCCCAAAUACUCCGGCCGGCCAACAAAGAAGCGGUGUCGUAUGUCGAUUUUGGUUGUCUACUGGACAAUGUCUACGUGCGGAUUGCAGAUUUAGUCACGAUUUAAGUAACCAUAUUUGCAAGUAUUGGGUCAUGGGCAAUUGUCUUGCGGGAGAUACUUGUAUCUUCAGUCACGAUCCCUCAUCAUUUAUGAGCCGACUCUCUCUCGAAGGGAGCAGCACACCCCCAGCUCAGAAUGCUCAACCCAGUUUCCAAUUCCAGGAUUAUAAUGCUUUCCCAUCUCUACAACCAAUGCAAGAACAGUGGCCAACCUCUUAUUCGUCUGCAAAUGCUUUCAGCAACUACCAACAGGGUGGCUUUACCCCGCCACCUGGAUUCAAAAGUCUACAAGGCUAUAACAGUGAUGGAAGUCAGCGAUCUCGACCAAGUAGUCGAGCUAGAGAUGUACCUGCAGCUCCAGCUCUCGAUGACACGGAGGCAUUUCCAUCGUUGGGUGCUGUGAGUGCAAAGGGCAAAAAGCAUCACGGGAAGCGAGGUGGUCAUGGGCACAACCACAAAGAAAAUAACAGCCCGAGCUCUCUCGCGGAUGUGGUAAAGCUGUCGCCUUCACCAGGCCCUGGCAUGAUGCAAGAUAAGAAAAAAAUCAGCAGGAUUGGUAGCUCCAAUAAUGUCCGCAAUGGUGAGAAUAGCGCUCUUGCCCAAGCUAUUUCACCUCCCCAGCAUAUUCCAUGGUUAGAAACUGGAGAAAGAGCCAAUAAAGCAUACCUCAAGGCCAGACAAGAUGCAAUCAAGCAUGGUGGUCUGAGGAACAAAUUUUUACAAAGUGCCGCUCAAGCCUGGAACCGUAAUGAUGCCCGUGCUGCAAAAGCACUUAGUCUUCGUGGUCAAAGUGAGAAUGAUCUCAUGAGGAAAGCACACCGGGAAGCAGCUCGUGAGCUUUACGAGGAACGCAAUAAGAGUAACUCCCCAAACGCGGAGCUUUAUGUUGAUUUGCAUGGUCUUCAUCCUGAGGAAGCCGUUGAGUAUCUUGAACGGGUCCUACUAGAUAACAGCAGAGAACCAAAGCCCGUUUAUGCCAUCACAGGCACCGGUCAUCACAGCAAGAACGGAAAAGAUAAGGUUGGUAAAGCCAUUCGUACAUUCUUGAACGAAUGGAGAUACGCAUACCGCGAGUUCUCGGUGCCUGGCGAUAGAAACAACGUAGGUGGUAUUCUGGGCGUUGAUGCUAGGUCGUAUGAUAAAACACUAUCUAGGGAAAGUAACGGGGUAGAUGGAGCAAAGGAAGAGGUUGACAUUUUGAGUCAAGGUCAUGAGAUCGGUGGCGGAAAAAUCAAGCUUCUAGUGCGAAACCAAGAUCGAAGUCAAGAGGUUCCCAAGGGACCUAGCGGUAAAGGCCGAUGA